Fonsecaea multimorphosa CBS 102226 is the source of this 1191-nucleotide messenger RNA. RefSeq lists its product as uncharacterized. NCBI's taxonomy places the organism in Eukaryota, Fungi, Ascomycota, Eurotiomycetes, Chaetothyriales, Herpotrichiellaceae. The record is from RefSeq and is a predicted model, not a curated record. Gene Ontology annotation, cellular component: U2-type spliceosomal complex. Gene Ontology annotation, biological process: mRNA splicing, via spliceosome. The transcript has a single exon. Bases 1 to 1191 code for a protein of 396 amino acids.
AUGGGUGGCGACCUAAAUCUCAAAAAAUCAUGGCACCCUGUGCUCAUGAGCAACCAGAAGAAAGUCUGGGAGGAGGAGAAAAAGGCACUCGAGGAGCGCAAGAAGAUCGAUCAGAUUAUGAAAGAGCGCGCCGAAGAGAGGGCGAUUCAAGAACUCGAAGAACUGCAGGAGGCCGCUGGCGGGAAGAAGAGACAUGCUCGUGUGGACUGGAUGUACAAUGGACCCUCGAGCGGCCAGGCCGGCACUAGCGAGGAGAUGGAAGGCUACUUGCUGGGUAAGAGGCGGAUAGAUGGGUUGCUCAAGGGCACCGAGAACCAGAAACUGGAAAAAUCCGCAAAGGAGGAUUCGUUCAUCGCGGUGCAGAAUGCAAACACGGCGAGAGAUACGGCAGCAAAGAUCAGGGAAGACCCUAUGCUGGCGAUCAAGAAGCAGGAACAGGCUGCCUAUGAAGCUAUGAUGAAUGACCCGGUCAAGCGGAGGCUGCUGCUGAAGGCGGCCGGCAGGGAGGAUGACGAUCGGGAACGGGAUCGCAAAAGGAGAAAACAUCACCAUCAUCACCGUCGCCACAGUCAUCGCGAUGAUACUGACAAACCCGAAAAGUCUCGUUCAUAUCGAGACGACUAUGAGGACAGGCAUGCAAGAAGUAGACACCGGCGCCGCAGAUCAUACACUCCUUCUGAGUCUCGAUCCCGCUCGAGAUCUCCUCCACGGAGGUCCGCGAGAUCACGGUCCCGCUCCCCUUAUUGGAGAAGACGUUCAUAUUCACCUGAAGAGAGACGACGACCGCGAUCUCGGUCCCGAUCAAAUUCUGCGCCUCGAAGGAACGGGCACAGCAACGGCGUCCGGAAAAUGCAAAGCUGGCAUUCUUCUUCGAGGCCUGAGCCGCCGAGGCAUCGAAGUCCACGUCGGGAACAGAAGAAAGAAGAUGCCAACGAAGAAGACCGAGCAGCAAGAUUAGCUGCGAUGCAACAUGAUGCAGCCGACCUCGAUCACCAACGAGAACAAAGACUGGCGGGAAUUGCAGAACGGGAAAGAGCCGAGAGGGACCGAGACGACGCUGCUCGAACUAGGACAGCCAAACACGGUGGUCGAGCAGACUUUGUCAAUAGCUACCAUAAAAGGGCUGGGGAUAUGACUUUAGGGGAGCGCAUGGGACGCAAUGGGGCAUCGCAGCGAGAGGACGAUGAUUGA